AGCUCCGAGGAGACCGGUGUACGUGUAUUCUCCGUUUCCUCCGCCAACUAAUUUGAACCUUAUCCAAAUUCCAAACUCCGAACUCAACCAAAACUGUGAUUUCUUUAUCAACCCAAUACAACGUUUCAAUUAUCAGCAUACAGAGUGUAACAAUCCUUUUUCUCUGAUAUAUUUCUGUUAAAUCUUGUAUUUAACUAAAAUUAUAAAGUAUUCAUCAUAAAACAGUGGACCGGAAAAACCACAUAUCAGCUUUAUAUAUGUGUGUUGAUGCUGUUAUAAAGCAAAUAGCUUGACCGGUAGCUUGAAAAUCAGCGAUAUAGAGUGAAAUAGAUGAACUAAAGAUCUGCAGCAGAAGAUGAGAGGAUGAGAGAAUGAAAGACUGUGUGGUUUUGUAUGAGAAUGUACGGGAACUGUUUUCUUCAACUUGUAUCCAGUAUCAUUCUAGUUACAUCAGGUGGAGUGCAGGGGUCCCCAAUAGGGGAGAGGGGAUCUGGCCCCUACUAAGAAAUGAAGAUCAGACUGAUUGCACUCUCACUCUUGUUUAUACUAAUAGCUCCAGUAAACCCCUACAUCAUGCUAUCAACUAAGCUGACCUGCUUCUCUGAGGCCCAGGGGGAUAAGAGUAAGGAUUGCGACAAAACUAGAGGAUUCAGAACAUGCUUUACCAGAUACGAUAGUAACGAGAAGGUUACUGGAAGGGGUUGCUCAACAAAAAAGUCUAGCUUCAAGGAGUGUGAGACGCACAGCUAUGGAGAGGUUACGGAAAAGUUUUGCUACUGUACUGAGCAUCAUUGUAAUCAAUCCAAUUCAUUUCAACCAUCCUCCCUCAUCAUUGUACUCUCCCUUUUCUUUAUCCUUACCUUUCCAUUCCAUUGCAGCAACCCUAGUCAGUCCCAUAUCAACAGCAGUACACAACACAACUCAAGGCAUCUAGUGACCAAAUCUAGAACUUCUAAUUUCAAAAUGGCCGCAAGAACGGAAAGCUUAGAACAGCUGCUCGUGCUUCAGUGAAGAAUGCACACAAGCACUAGUGAUUUAAGAAAAGUUAGAUUUUGUUUAAAACAGAAACAACCAAUGCCGAUAAAGAUCAAGUUAGAAAAUAUUUUUUUGUGUGUGUUAACCUUUGUGAAUAAAUAUAUCUCAAUUCUUGAGAACUUUAAAGAGA
This is a messenger RNA of Eurytemora carolleeae, 1165 nucleotides long. RefSeq lists its product as uncharacterized. The record is from RefSeq and is a predicted model, not a curated record. Bases 508 to 1011 code for a protein of 167 amino acids. The transcript is spliced from 8 exons. NCBI's taxonomy places the organism in Eukaryota, Metazoa, Arthropoda, Copepoda, Calanoida, Temoridae.